Ixodes scapularis (black-legged tick) is the source of this 1807-nucleotide messenger RNA. RefSeq names its product ADP-ribosylation factor-like protein 5B (gene Arl5). Bases 250 to 792 code for a protein of 180 amino acids. Gene Ontology annotation, molecular function: GTPase activity; GTP binding. The transcript has 6 exons. Gene Ontology annotation, cellular component: cytoplasm; trans-Golgi network. The record is from RefSeq and is a predicted model, not a curated record. NCBI's taxonomy places the organism in Eukaryota, Metazoa, Arthropoda, Arachnida, Ixodida, Ixodidae. Gene Ontology annotation, biological process: protein localization to Golgi membrane; intracellular protein transport; vesicle-mediated transport.
GGAAUCGAGAGCUUUCGUAGAGCGCGCCACCAGCGCAGCUACGAAACAGAGCACGGCCUACGACAUACGAACGGGCGGCUGCUGUUGUCUCUUUGUUUAUCUCGUAGCUACGAAACCAGUGUCCCGUGUCUAUUCGUCGUCGGUCCUGAUGCUUGGUGUGGUGCCCGAUACAAAAUUCGCUUGCAUCUGGAUGGCCGCUGUGUCUGAGGGCUAAGUUAAUUAAUCGUCGCAUUUUUCGACCGCCUCGCCAUGGGGAUACUCUUCGCCAAACUAUGGAGCCUCUUCUCCAACGAAGAACACAAGGUGGUCAUUGUUGGGCUGAAUAAUGCUGGCAAGACAACAAUACUCUAUCAAUUCUUGAUGAAUGAGGUGGUGCACACGUCACCGACCAUUGGCAGCAAUGUGGAAGAGGUGGUCUGGAAGAACGUCCACUUCAUCAUGUGGGACCUGGGAGGGCAGGAGUCCCUCCGGACCACGUGGAAUACCUACUACUCCAACGCAGAGUUUCUCAUAGUUGUUGUGGACAGCAUGGACCGGGAGAGGCUACCCCUGACGAAGGAAGAGCUCUGGAAGAUGUUGUCGCACGAGGACCUGACAAAGGCAGCGGUGCUCAUCUUUGCCAACAAGCAGGACAUCAAAGGCUGCAUGUCGCCCACCGAGAUCUCCGAGCAGCUGAACUUGACAUCCAUCAAGAAGAACCGAUGGCAGAUACAGGCCUGCUGUGCGCUCACGGGGGAAGGGUUGUACCAAGGACUGGAAUGGGUCUACUCUCAGCUCAGGCACAAGAAGUGAUAGCGGCUGUCUUCCUAGAGAAACGGACCAUACUGCGAUACAGUGCCACCCCCGCGAACCGGGUCAUCACCGGCACCACCCCGGCUUUGUUGGCGUCCGCCAUCGGCCUCCCAGGAAUGGUGCGAGGUGUGCGCGGCACAGAUUCACCGCGGUGACGACAACGAAGGUCUCGGUACGACGCAACGAGCUUUGCUCCACCGCUGUGGUCGCGCUCUCCGAAGUGUCGCAGUGCUUACGAUGUACAUAUUACGGACGUCUGCGGAGAGGCACCCGGACUGCUUGCUUCUCUUUGACUCGUGUACAUAAGGACGUUGUGGACUAUUUUUUAUUACUGCAUAAACUAGCACUAUCUGCGACCUGGCGCGCGCCGUUCUUUGUGCGGCCGCCGGGGUAGGCGGGGUCGUCGGCUCGGCGGUGCCGCGUCGCCUUUUCCCCCGACGCGCCUUUGCUCUGAUCUUGCGUCAUCGUGCUCGAAUCUUUUGACCGUUUCGAUUCGGCGAUUUUAGCCGCGGGCAGCGUUUUGUUUUAGCUUUCAAACUGCGGUGCGUCACGCAAUCGACCUGCCAGUGCCGCCGCAGGUCGUCUAGUUUGCAGAGAAAGAAGAGUCUCGCUUCUUUGUGCUUUUGUAAUUCGAACAACUUCGGUUGUCGUGCGCCUUAUCUUUUUAAAUCUCAGUUCGCAGUCGCCUCAUUCCACGGCCUUUUUCCUUCUCCGAACGAGCCUCUAAGGUACCUAGGAUUUGACGAACAUCCAUUAAUUAUUACAAUAAAAGAAGGUGGACUACUCAAAAUAUUGUUUUCACUUUUUUGUGUGGUUUGUGUUGCUUCACCGACCCAUGUUGAGGCUUGCUACAUUUCGUUGAGUAGGAACGGAAUACUCGUGCCUGCUCCUGUCGGGUGGACUUUGCGCCCGAAUGUGAUAAGAAUUUGCAGAAGGUGUAAACGAUGCAAGAAAUAAUUGCAUUUUAUUUAGAUUGAGUUUCAUGUUACAUACAAACGUUGGAUGUAUUUCAAAU